Molecule: messenger RNA, 870 nt
Organism: Triticum dicoccoides
Lineage: Eukaryota; Viridiplantae; Streptophyta; Magnoliopsida; Poales; Poaceae
Product: gamma-gliadin-like
Exons: 1
Coding region: 67-807 (246 amino acids)
Molecular function (GO): nutrient reservoir activity
Source: RefSeq, a predicted model, not a curated record
CCAUCCUUCACACAACUAGAGCACAAGUAUCAAAUCCAAUUAAGUAGUAGCCAACACAAAUCCACCAUGAAGACCUUAUUCAUCCUAACAAUCCUUGCGAUGGCAACAACUAUCGCCACCGCGAAUAUGCAGGUCGACCCCAGUGGCCAAGUACAAUGGCCACACCAACAACCAUUCCGCCAGCCCCAACAACCAUUCUACCAGCAACCACAACAAACAUUUCCCCAACCCCAACAAACAUUCCCCCAUCAACCACAACAACAAUUUCCCCAGCCCCAGCAACCACAACAACAAUUUCCGCAGCCCCAGCAACCACAACAACCAUUUCCCCAGCCCCAACAAGCCCAACUACCAUUUCCCCAACAACCACAACAACCAUUCCCCCAGCCUCAACAACCCCAACAACCAUUUCCCCAGUCACAGCAACCACAACAACCUUUUCCCCAGCCCCAACAACCGCAACAAUCAUUCCCCCAGCAACAACAACCGUUGAUUCAGCCAUAUCUACAACAACAGAUGAACCCUUGCAAGAAUUACCUCUUACAGCAAUGCAACCCUGUGUCAUUGGUGUCAUCCCUCGUGUCAAUGAUCUUGCCACGAAGUGAUUGCCAGGUGAUGCAGCAACAAUGUUGCCAACAACUAGCACAGAUUCCUCGCCAGCUCCAGUGUGCAGCCAUCCAUAGCGUCGUGCAUUCCAUCGUCAUGCAGCAAGAACAACAACAAGGCAUACAGAUCCUCCGGCCACUGUUUCAGCUCGUCCAAUUUAUAUAUGACAAACAAAGCAUAAGUUGCAUUAGUUUUAAUUGAUUGUAGAAAUUUCUUUUACCUGUAGAAUAACUCAGUUGUUAUCUCUUUAAACAUGCAUUGUGA